Messenger RNA from Auanema sp. JU1783, 354 nucleotides. Lineage: Eukaryota; Metazoa; Nematoda; Chromadorea; Rhabditida; Rhabditidae. The record is from the annotation of a GenBank genome assembly.
AUGAUUGGGUCCUCGACUAUAAAUGCUCACAGUUGCCGUAGAUUCUCAUCAAGCAACAGCUCGACUUCUCUCAUCAUGAACAAGUUCCUUAUCUUCGCUAUCGCAUUCUGCGUUCUCGCUACCCAAACCGAUGCUCAAUUCUAUUCUCCUUACGGAUAUUAUGGAUACAACGGACUCGGAUAUGCUUCUUCUUACUACCCAUCAACUUAUGGAUACGCUAACUACUACGGAGGAUACGGAUACCCAUCAUACUAUGGAGGAUACUACGGUGGAUAUGGAAGCAACAAGGGAUCCGCUAACUCCCAGCAAGCUCAAGGACCAGCCCCAUCUUUGACCAACAACAACUCUCAGUAA